UAUCUUAUUCGAUCAUUGAAUUAGCGGAAUCUUACUUAGGGCUGUGAAAGUUUCCGUUGCGUUGAUUUAACGCUAACUGAAAAUACAGUUACCGUUAAAACAACGGUAACUGUCUUUUCAGUUACCAUUGUUUUAACGCUAAUUGUGUUUCCAGUUAGUAACUAUCAGUUAGUUAACUUUGUGGUAAUUAUUUUUUAAGUAUGCAGAAAUAUCCACGCAGCAGCUUAAAAUGACUUCCAAAAUCGUUCGUUUUCCACUUAAACUGUUGAAACUUUCAUAAAUGACAUGGUUUUGAUUGGCACACACGUGCGAGUCAACUAAACUAAUCGAAAUUAUAUAACUUCGAUGUUUUAUAAUUACGAUAAGGUCUCUGAAGACCUCAGCAUCUAUAGCCAGCUUGAGAAAUCUUUUUGUUUUCUUUUCAUCAACGAAAUUAGAGUACAAAGCCAUGUCAUUUAUGGAAGUUUCAACAGUUUUAGUGGAAAACUAACGAUUUUGGAAGCCAUUUUAAGCCGCUGAGAGGAUAUUUUUGCAUACUUAAAAAAUAAUUACCUCAAAGUUAACUAACUGAUAGUUACCGUUAUUUCAACGGUAACUGAAACUAUCAGUUUUGUCUACUACUUCGGUUCAAAUCGAGAUGCCUACCAACUAUUUGUCCAGUACAUCUAUGAAGACAACUUUUAAACAAUGUAUUACAGCUCACUUUAAAGCCCGUUUAAUUACGCAUGUUUUUCGUGUAUAAGAUUCUAUUAAGAACGCCGAACUUACGGAGAAAAAGGAAUAAAUACGAUCGAACAGGCUUUUUGGAUCGACGCCCAGAAAUGAUUAAAAGUUUCAGAAAGUCUAAAAUCAACUUCUAAGGCGCAGAAAAAUUAACAGUCGAAAAAUGUGAAAACCACUGAUUAUUUUAUGAUAUAAUGAAAAAAUAUAUCAGGCCUAAAACAUUCGAGCAAACAGAAACCGAGCCAUCUUGUAAGGAAUCUCGCGCUCGUCGAAAAAUAUAAAUAAACUGAUUGAAAUCUGACUUUUAAGAGAGAUUUUUGAGAAUGACUCACGCUAACAAGAUGUUAAGAUAAAAAAAUUCGCUUUUCAUGUCGUUACACCCGAAUGUCCCUUCCAAGGGACAGUGAAUCCACAGCGCUUUUACACAAAGAAGAAUGCUACAAAAAUGUCUGCUUUGAUUUCAUUAUAAAGUGCAUCCAUACAACCAAAACUACCAACUACAAAAUUAGAAAAUAAUUUAGUAGCUACAAGUAUAGAAAAUAUCUAAAACCAAAAAAUUCAUUUUUGAACUUCAUUCAGUUUUAAAAUUCAAAAAUAUCGGAUUAAAACGGAAAUGUUUUUUUCUUAUUUCAAUCAAAAGUUAGGCUACUCUAUUGUCCUAUAUUAGUAAUAAUCUAGCUUAUGGCCUGAUGAUCCGUUCUUUGUAUAAAUCUAUUACAUCAAUGUCCCUUGGAAGGGACCGCCGUGUAUAAAGAGUUAACAGCUGGAUAACCGAACGUUCAAACGUUCAAAGUAAAUGAAUAUUCUCGAUUAGUAUGUGAUUAAUUCAAGAUAUGAUUAAAAAUAAAGAAGAUAAACUCAUACAAUCAGUUACACAAAAUUUAAAUGAAAUGACUACUGUUUCAAAUAUUCAUUAUCCAGAACCAAAAAGAAUCUCAGAUUUAAUUGUUGAUUUCGUUCUAACACUACGCGAAAAAAAUUUAUUCCCUGUAUUGUUUUUUCGGAUAGUCGUUCAUUAUGUGAAGAAAUGGCUCUAAACGUUUUCUUACAUUUUGAAAACGAAGAAGAAAAGUUAAGAACAACAGUAUACAAAACACAAAUAGAACAAAUAGAACAAAUAGAAAGUCGUUUAUCACAAAUAGAAAAAAUUAGAAAAUUAUUUAAGAAAAAAAUAUCAAAAUCAAUAAAUCAUAGUACUGAUAACGAUUAGAAGACGACAGAUGAUAAAUCAGAUGAUGAGAGUCUAGUAUUGAACAAGAUUUAUUCUAUGGAAUAUUACCCCAGUGUACAUUAGCAAAUGUACGUGAAAGUAAUAAAGAAUUAAUUGAUUCAUUACUUAAGCGCGCAUCAAAUGAAAAUCCAUUACUCGUUAAAUUAGUGAAACGUGGUAUUGCUUAUCAUCAUGGUGGCGUGAAUAACAAAGGAUGUGUAGCUGUUGAAGUAUUAUUUCGUAAUCGUUAUAUACAAAUUGUAUUCUCAACAUCAACUUUAGGUAAUAUUGUAUUUCUUGAUAUACCAUUGUCGAAAAUUCGUCAUUUAACAAUAUCAUCUAUUCCAAAUAUACGUGCUCAUUUUCCGACAUCUGUAACAUUUUUAAUACGUUUACUUCAUUUAUAUACAAAAUCGAAUGAUAAAAAUGAUGCAUACAAUCGUGCAUUAAUUGCUUUAGAAUGUGCUCUUAUCUCAUCAACAUCGAAACAAAUUUUAGUUGAUAUACAAACACGUUAUCAUUGUUUACAUACAUUAGACUUUUUAUAUCGUCUAGAUUUAAUUAACUCAAAUGGUGAACUUGUUGGAUUAGCUGGACCAUUAAUACAUUUACAUUAUUUUGAACCAUCCAAUAUUACCUGCGAUCUUUUUAGUAACCACUCAUCUGAAAGAGCGCAAAAAAUCGAACAAAUUGUUAUAUUUGUUGUCUCCAAGAACUUCCAAGAAAAUGCCUAA
Molecule: messenger RNA, 2667 nt
Organism: Didymodactylos carnosus
Lineage: Eukaryota; Metazoa; Rotifera; Eurotatoria; Philodinida; Philodinidae
Source: the annotation of a GenBank genome assembly